This is a messenger RNA of Lagopus leucura (white-tailed ptarmigan), 4903 nucleotides long. It is a transcript of the gene ADGRB2, whose product is annotated as adhesion G protein-coupled receptor B2. Gene Ontology annotation, biological process: cell surface receptor signaling pathway; negative regulation of angiogenesis; G protein-coupled receptor signaling pathway. The transcript is spliced from 33 exons. NCBI's taxonomy places the organism in Eukaryota, Metazoa, Chordata, Aves, Galliformes, Phasianidae. Gene Ontology annotation, molecular function: G protein-coupled receptor activity. Gene Ontology annotation, cellular component: plasma membrane. The record is from RefSeq and is a predicted model, not a curated record.
UUCCAAUUGCACUGAUGGUGUUUCUGUAUGAUGGGAGCUGCUCGUUUCUCUUGGGCUUAACUUUGUAGAUGAAUGCAAAUGAGGGACGCCGAGAGCCAACGGUGGAAGAAAAUUCCUGAUCCAAACCUGUGGAGGAAUAAGAAGAGCUCCAGUGAGAAAAGAAAUGGGGCAAAUGCCAUAGGAUGACCGCUGCUGGUCCCCUCUUACUGGCUGUGAUAUCGUCUGUCCUGUGGCUCACGCGGGGCUUUGACCCGGCUCCCAGCGCCUGCUCCGCUCUGGCCUCCGGCGUCCUCUACGGCUCCUUCUCUCUCAAGGACCUCUUCCCCACCAUCUCCUCCGGCUGCUCCUGGACCCUGGAGAACCCCGACCCCACCAAGUACUCUCUGUACCUCCGCUUCAACCGUGAGGAGCAGGUGUGCACCCACUUCUCGCCCAUGGUGCUGCCGCUCGACCACUACUUGGCCAACUACACCUGCGAGCCGCGCACGGAGCCCGCCAGCCCCCCGCCCUCCCCACACCCCGAGGAGGAGGAGGAGGAGGAGGAGGAGGGCGAGGAAGCCGAACUGGAGCUGUGCGAGGCCGCGGGGCCCUUCACCUUCCUGCACUUUGACAAGAACUUUGUGCAGCUGUGCCUGGCGGCGGAACCCGAGGCUGCCCCGCGUCUGCUGGCCCCGCAAGCGCUGGAGUUCCGCUUCGUGGAGGUGCUGCUCAUCAACAACAACAACUCCAGCCAGUUCACAUGCAGCGUGCUGUGCCGCUGGCUGGAGGAGUGCCUGCAAGCCCCCGGCGCCCGGCGCUGCGGCCUCACCCACGCAGGUUGCAGCUGCCAAGCAGAGAGCCCCCCGGCACCGCGGCACAACGGCACACGGCUCCCCACCACCCGCACGCCUGCCCCGCCGCCCGCUGCCACCCCCCAGUGCUGCCCCCAACCUGAGCUGCAUUCUGCCAGUGGCAAUGAGUUCGAGCUGCCCGAGGUCCCCCACGGCAAUGCUGUUGAGGAGAACCAGAAGGUGAAGACGCAGUGGCCCCGGUCGGCGGAUGAGCCAGGGGUGUACAUGGCCCAGACAGGGGACCCCGCGGCGGAGGAGUGGUCGCAGUGGAGCGUCUGCUCACUGACGUGUGGGCAGGGCUCCCAGGUGCGGACGCGCUCCUGUGUCUCCUCUCCAUACGGGACGCUGUGCAGUGGGCUGCUGAGGGAGACACGCACCUGCAACAACACGGCCACCUGCCCAGUUCACGGUGCCUGGGAGGACUGGUCCCCGUGGAGCCUGUGCUCGGUGACCUGCGGGCGAGGGGCCAGGACCAGGACGCGGCGGUGCGUGGCCCCGCAGCACGGAGGGAAAGCCUGCGAGGGCCCCGAGCUGCAGGCCAAGCCCUGCAGUAUCGCGACCUGCCUGGUGGAAGGGCAGUGGUUGGAGUGGGGCGCCUGGAGCCGCUGCUCCGUCACCUGCGCCAACGGCACCCAGCAGCGCACGCGCAAGUGCAGCGUCUCAGCCCACGGCUGGGCGGAGUGCCGGGGAGCCCACGCCGAUGCCCGCGAGUGCUCCAACCCCAUGUGUCCCACCGACAGCAAGUGGGGCCCCUGGAACCACUGGAGCCUCUGCUCCAAGACGUGCGACACGGGUUGGCAGCGCCGCUUCCGCAUGUGCGAGGGCACCGGUGUGCAGGGCUACCCCUGCGAGGGCACGGGCGAGGAGGUGAAGACCUGCAAUGAGAAGAAGUGCCCAGCCUACCACGAGAUGUGCAAGGACGAGUACGUCAUGCUGAUGACCUGGAAGAAAACCGCAGCGGGGGACGUCAUCUACAACAAGUGUCCUCCCAAUGCCACAGGGUCCGCCAGCCGCCGGUGCCUGCUGAACCCCCACGGGGUUGCAUACUGGGGUGUGCCCAGCUUCGCCCGCUGCAUCUCCCACGAGUAUCGAUACUUGCAUCUCUCACUGCGGGAGCACCUGGCCAAGGGGCAGCGAGUGCUGGCGGGUGAGGGCAUGUCGCAGGUGGUGCGCAGCCUGCUGGAGCUGAUGGCCCGCAAGACCUACUACAGCGGGGACCUGCUCUUCUCCGUCGAGAUCCUGCGCAACGUCACCGACACCUUCAAGAGAGCCACCUACAUCCCGUCCUCUGAGGAUGUGCAGCGCUUCUUCCAGGUGGUGAGCUACAUGGUUGAUGCAGAGAACAGGGACAAGUGGGAGGACGCACAGCAGGUCUCUCCCGGCUCUGUGCACCUGAUGAAGGUGGUGGAGGACUUCAUCCACCUGGUGGGGGAUGCACUGAAGGCGUUCCAAAGCUCGCUCAUUGUCACCGACAACCUGGUGAUCAGCAUCCAGCGUGAGCCCGUCUCUGCCGUGUCCAGCGACAUCAACUUCCCCAUGAAGGGCCGUCGGGGCAUGAAGGACUGGGCACGCAGCUCUGAGGACAAACUCUUCAUCCCCAGGGAGGUGCUGAGCCUCGCCUCUGCCGAGCUGGAUGAGUCGUCCCACUUUGUCAUCGGGGCCGUGCUGUACCGCACGCUGGGACUCAUCCUGCCGCCCCCCAGGACCCCGCUGGCCGUCACCUCCAAAGUGCUGAUGGUGACAGUGCGCCCACCCACCAGGCCCUCUGAGCCCCUUGUGCUGGUGGAGCUCUCCCACAUCAUCAAUGGCACAUCCCACCCGCAGUGCGUCACCUGGGACUACUCGAGGACCGAUGCUGGCUUGGGAAACUGGGACACAGAGAGCUGCCAAACCCUGGAGACCCUCCCGGCGCACACCAAAUGCCAGUGCCGCCGGCUCGCCACCUUCGCCAUCGUCGCACAGCUGCCCAAAGACCUGGCCAUGGACCCCUCGGGCAGCCCGUCGGUGCCGCUGAUGAUCGGCUGUGCUGUGUCCUGCAUGGCCCUGCUGACGCUGCUGGUGAUCUACGCUGCGUUCUGGAGGUUCAUCAAGUCAGAGCGCUCCAUCAUUCUGCUCAACUUCUGCGUCUCCAUCCUGGCCUCCAACGUCCUCAUCCUCGUGGGGCAGACCCAGAUGCUCAGCAAGGGCGUUUGCACCAUGACGGCCGCCUUCCUCCACUUCUUCUUCCUCUCAUCCUUCUGCUGGGUGCUGACGGAGGCCUGGCAGUCCUACCUGGCGGUGAUCGGCCGCAUCCGGACACGCCUGGUCAGGAAGCGCUUCCUGUGCUUGGGAUGGGGUUUGCCAGCACUCGUGGUCGCCGUCUCCGUUGGCUUCACACGGACCAAAGGCUAUGGGACAGCAAACUACUGCUGGCUCUCACUGGAGGGCGGUCUGCUCUACGCCUUCGUGGGACCCGCAGCCGUCAUUGUGCUGGUGAACAUGCUGGUGGGCAUCAUUGUCUUCAACAAGCUCAUGUCCCGCGACGGCAUUUCAGAUAAGUCCAAAAAGCAGCGAGCUGGGUAAGUGCCCUGCGCCUGGCGGGACUGUGCGGGCCUGCUGCUGAAAUGCACCAAGUGCGGCGUGGUGUCCAGCGCGGCCAUGACCUCCGCCACCGCCAGCAGCGCCAUGGCAUCGCUGUGGAGCUCCUGCGUGGUCCUUCCCCUGCUGGCGCUGACCUGGAUGUCGGCCGUGCUCGCCAUGACCGACCGGCGCUCCAUCCUCUUCCAGGUCCUCUUCGCCGUCUUCAACUCCGUCCAGGGCUUCGUCAUCAUCACUGUGCAUGGCUUCCUGCGCCGAGAGGUCCAGGACGUGGUGAAGUGUCAGAUAGGGGUGUGCAGGAGCGAGGAGAAUGAAAACUCGCCCGACUCCUGCAAGAAUGGGCAGGUGCAGAUCCUGACAGAUUUUGAAAAGGACGUUGACCUGGCAUGUCAGACAGUGCUCUUCAAGGAGGUGAACACCUGCAACCCUGCCACCAUCACUGGCACUUUGUCGCGCAUUUCGCUGGAUGGCGACGAAGACCCCAAGCUCAACACCAGCUCCGAGGGCAAUUUGGGCUUCUCCAGCCUGCCGGGCAACAUCCCCACUGCCAGCAUCCUGGUGCAGGUGCCCAAGAUGACACCCAAUGUGGUGGCGGGUUUGGAGCUGGGCGAGCCGCCGGCGCAGCUGGAGGCACAGGGUCCUGUCUACCUGUGCACCGAGAGCAGCCUGCGGCCCCUGGAGUAUGGCUGGCUGCGGGCGCCAGAGCCGCCAAGGGAGAGCGAUUACAUGGUGCUGCCACGCCGCAGCCUGCAGCCCUUCCAGCGCGAGGAGGGGCCCAGCACUGAGGAAGGGACCCCCCGUCCCACCGGGGCAGGAGAGGGGGAUUCCUACCCCGGCUUUGUCUCGGUGGAGCACGUCAACGUGAACCUGAGCCAGCCCUACGGGACGGUGAAGCACCCCUACGGGCUGCAGUUCAAGCAGCACCCCACGGUGCGGCAGAUCCUGGCGUCGGAGCUGUCGGAGCGCAGCCGCACCAUGCCGCGCACCGUGCCUGGCUCUGCCAUGAAAGUGGGGUCCCUGGAGAGGAAGAGGUUGCGGUACUCCGACCUGGAUUUCGAGAAGGUGAUGCACACUCGGAAGCGUCACUCUGAGCUCUAUCAUGAGCUCAACCAGAAGUUCCACACGCUGGACCGGUACCGGGCGCCAGCUGCCGGCACCAUCAAGCGAGAAAAGCGAUGGAGCGUCUCAUCAGGUGGUGGGGAGAAGAGCGUGGCCGCUGACCCGCAGCCGCCGGCCGCGCCGCCCAAGCCCUGGAGCACAUUCAAGGCGAUGACUCUGGGCUCGCUGCCCAGCGCUCACCGGGACCGCCUGGAGCUGCGCUGUGCGGACUGGGAGGGCCCCUGCGCUGGUCUGGAUGCGGCCGAUGGGGACUUCCAGACGGAGGUGUGAGCCCCGCGCAGGACCAGCUCGGACGCUGUGUUACUCCGUCCUCCUCUGCGCCCGGGGGGAUCCCAGCCGUCGGAGCCAUCCCCGCGGGGGGACCGCGCACCCCACAC